Messenger RNA from Macrosiphum euphorbiae (potato aphid), 240 nucleotides. NCBI's taxonomy places the organism in Eukaryota, Metazoa, Arthropoda, Insecta, Hemiptera, Aphididae. The record is from the annotation of a GenBank genome assembly.
AUGAAAGGUCUGAGUAAAGACGAUCAGUUUGAAGAAAAUGAUCCUGCAGUUAAAACAGACAUAAAUGAAGAUAAUAUAAUAGACGAGGAAGCAUCCACAGCUUGUAUGAAUGAAUUUAUUACUGAUAUUUUAAAUGGUAGUACCAUAAAAGGUGGAAAAAUUAAAAAAUUGAAAAAAUUAUGGAAAAAUGUGCGAAACUCCAAUUAUGUAGGUUCAUUAAUCAUCAGUCAUUACAUAUAA